GGUGUUCCAGAAGAUUUGUUGUUUUUUUAUAAACAUAUCCAAAAGGGUGGUGAAGUCUUUCGAGUAAACCAUUGCCUCCUGCUGUACCGUUACCAUCCACAGGCUGCAACUCAUUCCAUCCUAGAGGGAACCAUCUGGAAUCACCGAGUCAGGUUUCUUGAAGACAGAGUCCUGAGCUCCUGGACAUCAUUCACCAUUUGGAACGCUGGCAAGCAAGGCAAGAAGCUCUACAGAAGCUUGUCACCAGCUAAUCGGAAAAAGGUCGCUGCGUUUUGUGACGUUGACGAAAAGAAAAUAACAAAAGGAUUCUACACUUAUGAAGAAUCUGAGGAGAGACCCAAACCGAAAAUUCCUAUACGUCACUUCCGAGACGCAACUCCACCUUUCAUUAUCUGUGUGAAGCUGGAUUUGACAGGUGGAGCAUUUGAAACAAACCUGAACACGCUCAACUUGAAGGAGGGGAUGGAUUAUUAUCACUUUAACUAA
Leptosomus discolor (cuckoo roller) is the source of this 486-nucleotide messenger RNA. The record is from RefSeq and is a predicted model, not a curated record. NCBI's taxonomy places the organism in Eukaryota, Metazoa, Chordata, Aves, Leptosomiformes, Leptosomidae.